This is a messenger RNA of Odontomachus brunneus, 4168 nucleotides long. RefSeq names its product DNA-directed RNA polymerase, mitochondrial (gene mtRNApol). Gene Ontology annotation, biological process: mitochondrial transcription. Gene Ontology annotation, molecular function: DNA-directed RNA polymerase activity; mitochondrial promoter sequence-specific DNA binding; protein binding. The transcript is spliced from 15 exons. Gene Ontology annotation, cellular component: mitochondrial DNA-directed RNA polymerase complex. Bases 234 to 3962 code for a protein of 1242 amino acids. The record is from RefSeq and is a predicted model, not a curated record. NCBI's taxonomy places the organism in Eukaryota, Metazoa, Arthropoda, Insecta, Hymenoptera, Formicidae.
ACUGAAUAUUUAGGCAGCAGCUACUGCGGCUUGUUAUGAAAAUAAAUUUUUUUUUGGUUUCCUUCUCUUCCACGAGUCGUUGCCGCAAUGUUACUGCUCGGUUAUAUAAAUAUGUAAUUAUUUGUAAUUCUUAGACGUGGCGAUGUUAUCGUUGACAGGAUCGUUUUUCUUUUAGCUGACCUCAACAAAGAUUCCUAAGGACACGCGCUGUCACGCUGCAGAAUGGUCGCAUUAUGUCAACACGAUCAACCACGCACUGUUCGAUACGAAUCUGCUCGUUUUGCAACUACUGCCACUCUAGAUCGUCGAAAUCAAUCAGGAAUAUAUUGCUUUGCCAUUAUGCAACAACAGGUACAGCUGAACAGUAUGCACCACUAAAAAAGAAGACUAAGCAACGCUCUAAGAAGUAUGCAGAAUUAUUAGAAGUAACAGAUCAAGCUAUCAGUAACAGAAAAGCAGCUGUACGAAAGUUAAACUCUACUCGUAUAUCUAUGUUGGUUGGACAACCAGAUAUUACACUAGACAAGUUACAUAAAAUCAGUAGUUCCUAUUUUGAUAAAAAGACACACACAACACAAGCAACGGUUGACGAUACUAAGUUAAAAAAUAAAAAUAAGCUAGACGAUGUACAUUAUAUGAUACUUAAAGAAUCCAAAAACAUCAUAGAAGAUAAAUCCAUGAUAGUGGGAGAAUUACAGGAAUCUGGCAUAAGUGAUAGCACAACCUUGAUAAAAGACUCUGCUUUUGUGGACACGUUACAUCAGAUCAGAAAUAAUGAUACAGAUGAAAAUCAAGAUGAUUUUGACAAGCUUCCACAAACUUCCAUGAAGCAGGAAAUUUCAGAAUACAAUAAAAUUCCUUUCACAAAGGAGAAGGAUCCAUUUGAAAUUUUUCCCUCUGAUUAUAACUUGAUAUCCCAAUUGCUGGCAUGCAUAGAUGUUUACACACAAAAUGGAAUGCUAAACAAAAGCUUUAAGCUGAUAUUAUCAAACAAGAAACAACUUAAUGCGAGCAAGAUACCUGCCACUGCAGUCUACAAUCUACUUAUGAAAGGUUACGCUUCUAAGUCGCAUCCGGAAAGGGUUUCAGAGAUCUAUGAUUUAAUGGUUGAGGACCAUGUGAAAAUGGAUGUGGAGACGUUUGCUACCAUGUUCCAAGUAAUUGGAAACAUGAAAUCACAGACAAAACAGAUGGAGAUGUUGACGAAAGUGAUUAAAGAUAUGACUCGCUACAAGGUCUUCUUCAGCGACAUACUAAACACAUCGCAGAUGAAACCGGCGCAUCGCGAGGCUAUUCUCCGAUGUAUUCGUUUGGCGUCUCCGGAAUACAACGCGACAUAUCCCAGCUUCGACAACUCGUAUAAAUGUAAGUUACUGCAGAAUCUAAAAGUGGGACAUAAUUAUCACAGUCCGACCAAAGGAAUCGUGAGCUUGAACGAACUACGGCAAGUGGUUCAAACGCAGAUCGACGCCGAAAUGCAGCAAGAACUGAAAGUGGAGAAUAUCGCUAAAUUCACCGGAGAUGUUAGCGUUAAGCAACAGGCUGUCGAACGAAUCGCGGAAUGGGAGAAAUCCUGGAAGUUAGCUGUAGUGGAGGCUUUCGAAAAGAACCUGUCUCACCUAAAGCAAAAGGAGAUGAGAAUAAUCCAUGAUUUAUCCACUCUCUAUCCAUUUCUACAAGUGUUGCCGCAGGAGGCGUACGUUGAUGCAAUUAUGCGCGAGAUUAGACGACUGGCCAGAUCCUCCGAAGCAUUCAACUUUUCUAUGUCGUUCGUUUAUUUGACAUUAGGAAAAUAUAUUUAUAAAAAGUACGAGUUUCACAAGAUGAAAGAGACCAAACUCACGGACAACAUUACUAAAAUCUACGACAAGUACCUAGAGUGGUACACGCAGCAGGACUCUACCGACGUAAACGUGAACGGACGUAUCAAGUGGCAACAACUCACUCAGGAAGUCAUGAAGACUGGCCUUCAUUCCGAUAUAACGAUCCCGAUGUGGCCCCGUCACAUCCUAAUAAACGUCGGCAAGUUCUUAUACAACAUCAUCGUGAACAACGUGAAGAUUCCGUAUAGAACGAAACCAGGCGCUCCUGAGCGACUGAUACCUGCGUUCUAUUUGCUCUUUAGAAAUCAGCACUCGUACUUAACGGAGCAGAUCAAACCACAUCCUCAUUUGUAUAGGGUCUUUAGUGAAUCGCAUCCGGAAAUAUUGACCUUCGAGACAGUCCUGUUGCCGAUGCUUAUUCCACCACGUCCUUGGAUCAACGUGAAUACCGGAGGUUACCUCUUCUCCAAAGCCGAUUUCGUUCGUGAUUCUUGUAUCGAAAUGAGCUCGAUGUAUCUCAUGAAAAACACGCCGACAGAACAGCUUUACCCAGCUUUAGAUUCUUUAAAUCAGCUCGGCUCGAUACCGUGGAGAAUCAAUCAGCCUGUCCUGGAUAUUUUGAUUCAAAUUUUUAGAGAAGGUGGCUCAGAAGAACUGAAUGUGCCUCAACCAUCGUCAUCGCUUCUACCUCUGUCUGAACAACUGAAAAACUUAACAGAACAGAAUAACAAAAGUAAAAUAUCGAUGUUGAUGAUACAGCACAAACGUAAAAAGAACGAAAUGUUUUCACUGUGGUGCGACUGUUUGUACAAAUUAUGUCUCGCUAAUCAUUUUAGAGAUCAGGUGUUCUGGUUACCACAUAAUCUAGACUUCAGAGGUAGAGCAUACCCAGUGCCGCCUCAUCUCACCCAUCUUACUUCGGACUUAGGACGUUCGUUUCUCAUAUUUGCUCAAAAGAAACCUCUGGGCCCAAAAGGUCUCGAUUGGUUAAAAAUUCACGCGAUCAACUUGACCGGUAUGAAGAAACGCGAGCCGAUAGAUAAACGGCUGGAAUUCGCGAAUGAAGUAUUAGACCUCAUCAUAGACAGUGCGAGAAAUCCUUUAAAGGGAAAAAAGUGGUGGAUGAAGUCCGAUGAGCCUUGGCAGACCUUAGCAACGUGUAAAGAAAUAGAUAAGGCUCUGCAGUGUCCGAAUCCGGAAGAGUACCUCACCGGAUUCCCCAUUCACCAAGACGGCACUUGUAACGGAUUGCAACAUUACGCCGCUCUUGGCAGGGAUCAGAUUGGAGCAGAGAGUGUAAAUUUGUAUCCUGCAAGCACACCGCAAGAUGUGUACAGUGUUGUCGUCGCUAUGGUCGAUGAAUUUAGGAAGAGAGAUGCGGAGAACGGUCUUGAAAUAGCCCAAGUCUUAGAAGGGCAUAUUAGCAGGAAAGUUAUAAAGCAAACUGUAAUGACUACGGUAUAUGGUGUGACAAAGUUUGGUGCUAGGCUACAGAUUACCAGACAACUGAGCGACAUAAAGGAGUUCCCUCAGGAGCACAUUUGGAGUGGCAGUCUGUACUUGGUUCAACAGACAUUCAAGUCCCUGCAGACUAUGUUCACGAGCGCAAAGGAGAUUCAAGAUUGGUUCACGGAUUGCGCUCGCAUCAUUUCAACACAAUGCAAUCAGUACGUGCAAUGGGUGACGCCGUUAGGUCUGCCAGUCCUACAGCCAUACAACAAACACAUCAAGCGAAAUGCUAAUACUAAUACCAAAGGCCUUAAAAAACCGGAUACUAUGAAGCAAAAGAACGCUUUUCCACCAAAUUUUAUUCACUCUCUCGAUUCUUGUCACAUGAUGCUGACGAGUUUGCAUUGCGAGCAAGCAGGUAUCACGUUCAUGUCAGUGCACGAUUGCUUCUGGACACACCCACAAUCAGUGGAAAUUAUGAGCAAAAUCUGUCGAGAGCAAUUUGUCGCACUUCAUUGUGAACCUAUUCUCGAGGAUUUGUCAGAGUUCUUUUGUAACAGAUACAUGAAAUGUUUUAUAAAUGACAGAAAACAGAAGGAGGACUUUUCACCGGAGAUCUUCCGUAAGUUGCCAAAGAAGGGCAAUUUUGAUAUCAACAAAGUUCUGUCGUCUCCAUACUUCUUUAGUUAAAAUUUAGCUCCAUUAUUUUCUUGUGUUGUGCUUCAAAGAAAUUACAUUUCAAUGAAAUGUAGAAAAAGAUGUAUAAGAAAGUAAGUCGAGACGUAGUUUUGUAUAAAAAAGAGAAAGAAACUAAUUUAAUGCUAGAUGCUAGUAUAUGCCAUGAAAUAUUGAUUUCAUAGAAUCCAAGGUUAGUAAAUAUAUGUUACUUGAAACUA